Emys orbicularis (European pond turtle) is the source of this 3534-nucleotide messenger RNA. RefSeq names its product sulfatase 1 (gene SULF1). The record is from RefSeq and is a predicted model, not a curated record. The transcript has 20 exons. Gene Ontology annotation, molecular function: N-acetylglucosamine-6-sulfatase activity; glycosaminoglycan binding. Gene Ontology annotation, cellular component: cell surface; plasma membrane; endoplasmic reticulum. NCBI's taxonomy places the organism in Eukaryota, Metazoa, Chordata, Testudines, Emydidae. Gene Ontology annotation, biological process: positive regulation of Wnt signaling pathway; positive regulation of vascular endothelial growth factor production; negative regulation of fibroblast growth factor receptor signaling pathway. Bases 1 to 3534 code for a protein of 1177 amino acids.
AUGAGAGACAGUUAUGUGCUUUCACAAUGCUGGGGCUCCUCCUACAGAUGUUCUGAACAGCUGUGCAUCAUAGCAAUUCAUUACUAUACCCAGAUCUUGAAAACUAAGGAACAGACACUUUGGGACAAUUAUUUUGCUUGUGAUAUUGAAACUACAAUGAAGUAUUAUUGCUUUGCACUUCUUUUGACUGUGCUCAGUACUGACUUGCUAAGAAGUCUCUGUACUACUGUCAAAUCCCCACGGUUCAGAGGACGUGUGCAGCAGGAGCGAAAAAAUAUCAGACCCAACAUUAUUCUCGUACUAACAGAUGACCAAGAUGUGGAGCUUGGGUCCUUGCAGGUGAUGAAUAAGACUAGAAGGAUCAUGGAGAAUGGAGGUGCUACCUUCAUCAAUGCCUUUGUAACCACCCCAAUGUGCUGCCCAUCUCGGUCCUCCAUGCUGACAGGGAAAUACGUUCACAACCACAACAUAUACACCAACAAUGAAAACUGCUCUUCUCCUUCCUGGCAGGCAACACAUGAACCACGUACCUUUGCAGUGUAUCUCAACAACACUGGCUAUCGGACAGCUUUUUUUGGGAAAUACCUCAAUGAAUACAAUGGCAGCUACAUCCCUCCUGGGUGGAGAGAGUGGGUUGGAUUAAUCAAGAACUCUCGCUUCUAUAAUUACACCGUUUGUCACAAUGGCUACAAAGAGAAACAUGGAUUUGAUUAUGCAAAGGACUACUUCACAGACUUAAUCACUAAUGAGAGCAUUAAUUACUUCAAAAUGUCUAAGAGAAUGUAUCCCCAUAGGCCCAUAAUGAUGGUUAUCAGCCAUGCUGCCCCUCAUGGCCCUGAGGAUUCUGCACCACAAUUUUCAGAGCUCUAUCCAAAUGCUUCGCAGCACAUAACUCCAAGCUAUAACUACGCACCAAACAUGGAUAAACACUGGAUCAUGCAGUACACUGGGCCUAUGCUGCCUAUCCACAUGGAAUUUACAAAUGUCUUACAGCGCAAAAGGCUUCAGACAUUGAUGUCAGUUGAUGACUCCAUGGAAAGGUUAUACCAUAUGCUUGUGGAGACGGGAGAACUGGAGAAUACCUACAUCAUUUACACUGCUGACCAUGGUUACCAUAUUGGGCAGUUUGGACUGGUCAAGGGAAAGUCAAUGCCAUAUGACUUUGAUAUUCGAGUUCCUUUCUUUAUUCGUGGGCCAAGUGUAGAGCCGGGAUCAGUAGUGCCUCAGAUAGUGCUGAAUAUUGACCUUGCUCCAACGGUUCUGGAUAUUGCAGGACUUGACGCGCCUCCAGAUAUGGAUGGCAAGUCUGUCCUAAAACUUCUGGACCUCGAAAAGCCAGGAAACAGGUUUCGAACAAACAAGAAGACCAAAAUUUGGCGUGAUACAUUUCUGGUGGAAAGAGGCAAAUUUCUGCGCAAGAAGGAGGAACCCAACAAAAAUGCCCAACAGUCUAACCAUUUACCAAAAUAUGAGAGAGUAAAAGAAUUAUGCCAACAAGCGAGAUACCAGACAGCUUGUGAGCAACCAGGACAGAAGUGGCAGUGCAUUGAGGAUUCUUCUGGCAAGCUUCGAAUUCACAAGUGUAAGGGAUCCAGCGACAUGUUCACCAUCAGAAAGAGAACGCGAAGCAUACACUCCCAGGGAUACAGCAAUAAAGACAAAGAAUGCAUCUGUGCAGAUGCUGAUUACCGAACCAGCAGGACCCAGAGAAAAAAUCAAAGACAGUUCAUGAGAAACCCCAGUGCCCAAAAAUAUAAACCCCGAUUUGUUCAUACUCGCCAAACUCGGUCCUUGUCUGUGGAAUUUGAAGGUGAAAUAUUUGACAUAAACCUGGAGGAGGAGGAACUACAAGUGUCGCAGUCCAAAAGUAUUAGUAAGCGUCAUGACACUGAAAAUGAGGAGGAUUCAGAAGACAGUAAUGAUGGUGGUGAUGGUGAAGAAGAAGAAAUGAUAGCUGAUGGCACCAAUGCUGUUGGCCAACCUGAUUCUGUCAGAGUGACACACAAGUGUUUUAUUCUUCCAAAUGACACCAUUCACUGUGAGAGGGAACUAUACCAAUCAUCCAGAGCCUGGAAGGACCACAAGGCCUACAUUGAUAAGGAGAUUGAAGCUCUCCAAGAUAAAAUUAAGAAUUUAAGGGAAGUGAGAGGACACCUAAAAAGAAGAAAACCUGAUGAAUGUGAUUGUAGCAAACAGAGCUAUUACAACAAAGAGAAAGGGGUGAAGGCCCGAGAGAAACUGAAGAGCCACCUUCAUCCAUUCAAAGAAGCAGCACAGGAGGUGGACAGCAAACUUCAGCUAUUCAAAGAGAACCGCAGGAGAAAGAAGGAGAGAAAGGGAAAGAGGCGCCAGAAGAAAGGAGAGGAAUGCAGCCUUCCUGGACUUACGUGCUUUACCCAUGAUAAUAACCACUGGCAGACAGCACCGUUCUGGAACUUGGGGUCUUUCUGUGCUUGCACAAGUUCAAACAACAACACCUACUGGUGUUUGCGAACAAUUAAUGAGACACACAAUUUUCUCUUCUGUGAGUUUGCAACCGGAUUCUUGGAAUAUUUUGAUAUGAACACUGAUCCCUAUCAGCUGACAAAUACAGUACACACAGUGGAAAGAGGCAUUUUGAAUCAAUUACAUAUACAGCUAAUGGAAUUGAGAAGUUGUCAAGGUUACAAGCAGUGCAAUCCACGACCUAAGGGACUUGAAACAGGGGACAAUUAUGGGAUGGAUGGGAAGGCUAAACUGCCAAAUUUCACCGAGGACAUCGACUGGCAAGGACUGGAAGAUUUAUACAGUGUGAAUGAAAGUUUGUACGAAUACAGAUACAACUAUAGACUUAGUCUGGAUGACUGGACUAAUUACUUGAAGGAUCUAGAUAGAAUGUUUGCACUGCUGAACAGUUACUAUGAGCAAAAUAAAACAGACAAAACUAAAACUGCUCAAAACAAUGGGUACGUGGAUGAAUCACCUAUACCAUUUACCUGGGGGGGCCUGACCUCUGCUGAGUCAGACGAAGACUCAAGUGGUCUGAUUGCAGAAGAGCUGCAGCCUAUCGUGCCAACUGACUUGGCAGCCCUAGCUUUGAGCACUGUAAUUUUAAAUCAAGUGAGGAAACUUGAAUUAAAUAAUGAUAUUCCUGAGAAAAGUAGUUUGAAUUCUGCACACUGGAGAAAUCAACAAGCUGAAAAGUGGUUGGAGAAUAAAGAGUUAGACAGUUUUGAAAUGGAUUUAAGUGGAAACGGUUUGACAGAGCUGGAGUCCAGGCAUAGCUUCAUUCUACAGACAGUUAGCAUUCUUCAGAAAGACUCUCACCAGGACAGUGACCCAGUGGAGGAUAUUUUUGAAGAUCAGAUAUACCUUCCUGUAAGUUCUGAUGAACCCACUGUUCAUCAAGCUGUAAAUGUCUCCACCAGGGAUUCAGCUAUUAGGGCUCAGAAAAUGGAGACUAUGUUGGAAAAGAUGGAACAUAACUUUGAAGGAGAGACUUCACAAAUCCUAAAUGUAGAAGGCAGUGCCUCAUCUCCACUCUCCUUGGAUUAA